UGGGAUUCCAGCUGCCCGGCGCUUGAGUCCGGGGAGAGGCGGAGGCGGCAGAGCGCGCGGCUGGGGCUGCCCAGUUCUUCUGCCCAGAUAGACUGGUGGAAAAAUCUCGGCAGAAAUGGCCCUGUUGAAGUGCGGCUGGCUGUGGAGGCAGAGCUCCAUUCUGCGACGCUGGAAGAGAAGCUGGUUUGUCCUGUGGGUGGACGGCAGCCUCGUCUACUACCACGAUGACACGGGCCGCGACAUGGACGGCCGGAUCAACAUCAAGUUCAACUGCAGGGACGUCAGGACGGGGCGUGAGUGCCGUGACAUUCCGCCUCCGGAAGGGAAAACCCGCGAGUGCCUGAUGUGCAUUGUGCAAAGGGACGGAUCCAAAACCAUGCUCUGCGCCGAGAGCGAGGAUGAUGCCGUAGCUUGGAAGAUGGCGAUUCUGGAGGCAAAAAUGACUCAGGUUCACUUGUAUGACCCUUAUGACGACUAUUACCAGACGGUGCCCCUCGACUCCCACCAGGCGAUGUACGUCAGCUCUGAUUACUACGGCAACCAGUACGGAGCACCUGGAACGACCCACGUCAUCAUCCGCGAGGACCCGUACCGCGUGUCCGGAGACCAGAUGGCACUGGGCCUGCUGGCAGGAGCGGCCAGCGGCGCAGCUCUGGGUUCCAUCAUGUGGAUGCCUUGUUGGUUCUAAGAUUUGUUCUUCUGUGACAUCCACCGAAACCCAGCUGCUCAUCUCAGAAGCCUCCAUCUUUUCUCUGGUGGGGGUGCAAAGGGGACCUGCUCUGUAUCGUAGACCAGGGUGGGCGGAAGGUUGGUGGGUAUCUACUUGGAUAUCUCCGAGACAGCAACUGUUUCCGCCUCCUAAUUGUUUAACAAUAGUAACACCGAAAAAACGCUUCUCUCCACCCCACUGAAUCCGGCCGUUAGCAUCCCUGAUCAGUAGUAACACGGAUGCAGGCCAUUCCAGGGCGCGGUUCAUAGGAUGCAGUAGUAGCUCAUGAUCUCUGCCCACUGAGCCACCAUUUUGUAUCUGGCCCCGCCCACUCCCAAGCCGCCAUUUUGCCCUGCCUGGCUCCAAUGGGUGGAUCUUGGGUAAAAA
Messenger RNA from Elgaria multicarinata webbii, 1096 nucleotides. RefSeq names its product pleckstrin homology domain containing B1 (gene PLEKHB1). The transcript is spliced from 7 exons. Gene Ontology annotation, cellular component: membrane. Gene Ontology annotation, biological process: regulation of cell differentiation. NCBI's taxonomy places the organism in Eukaryota, Metazoa, Chordata, Lepidosauria, Squamata, Anguidae. Bases 116 to 688 code for a protein of 190 amino acids. The record is from RefSeq and is a predicted model, not a curated record.